AUGGUAGAUGUUUUCAAUGACACUGUGAAUUGUGUAUCACCUGGAGGUGAAAUCAUAGUAUUUGGACAUGGCAACAAAAUAAUUACCUUUACAAUCAAGUGGUUUUCCAAUUCUACUGAUGAUGAUAUUAUAUGCCAGAGUUUUCAAACAUUUUUAAGUAAUCCCAUUGACCAAGAAAACAAUGAAAAAAUUACAUCAGUUGUAUGUCUUCCGAUUGCAGCAAUCGAUACAAAGCUAUCUACUCAUUGUAGUCCUGAAUGGUUUUGUAUUGCUAUUGGAUUUUCUAGUGGAUUUGUCAAAUUUUACACUGAAGAUGGAGAUCUGCUACUAUCACAAUUAUUCCAUAAUAGUGCUGUUUUGAAAUUACGGUGUCAAAGUCAUCAGCCUGCUAAAACUAAUCCCCCAGCUGUAGAACAACCUGAAGAAAUUGCUAUAUUAUAUAGUAAAGUUAUGUGUACAGUUGUUGGCUCAAUUUUCAUUAAUAUUUUAAGGUCUUGUAAAAAUCAAUUGGCUAAAAUUCAAGCAAAAUGUAUGGGUGAUAUAAGUAUCCCUCCAUUAACAUAUAAAAAGUGGGCUUUUGAUGUUCAGAAAAAGAUAAAUGACGCUGCUAUUGGUCCCAGAUAUGACAUCACUAGUUUUCAACACAUAGUAGCAACAAAUAUUUGCAAAGGUAUUAGUGGUGAUAAACAAAAUUGUAUACCACAAAUGACUCAAAUUAUAGCUGCUGGUGUUGAACCAUAUUUGGCCAUUCAUUACACAAUUGGAGGACAUGCUCAACCUACUUUUGGAAAUAUAACUAAAGCAGUUACUAAUCAAUUGAAAUCUUCUUUUAUACAAACAUUACCACAUUGGUUGUCUUAUAGUUUAUCAUUAAAUGAAACUCCUGAUACACUUGAACAACCUGAACAGCUUGGAUGUCGUAAGAAUAUAACUUCUUUUGGUAGUAAUCAAAUUAUAAUAUUCCAGGCAACUUUAUUAGCCGAAGAAGUUGAACUUGCUGAAAUAAAACAUGAUUUUUUCUGGGAAAAUUGGAAAACCAAUAAYCAACAUAAACUUACUCUUGUUCAAAUAGCUUUAAAUAGACCUAAUCCUGAUCAAGAAACUCUUUUUUUGUCUCAUCAAUUUGUUAGAACAUUUCAUAUAUUAGCCAAAUUUUCAAUACACAUAAAUAAACCACUGAAUAGUCUAUUUGACUGUAAUAUACAUGAAAUUGAUAUUUCUAAUUUGAACCAAAACACCUUCAAUCAAGAAAUGACAAGGACUAAAGUUAAGAAAUCAAAAACUAAUUUCAUCAUCAAUUCUAUUAAUUCAGCAGUCGGCCUUAUACAAAAAGAUUGUGAGGAUGGUCAAUAUGAGUUUGAAAGCAAGGAAUGUAUGUUUUGGAUAAAUAAAAUAUUUCAAUURGCUUUUGAUUGGCAAUUAAAUUUAGAUGAUCUUAGAAUAUGUCAAGUUGUUUCACUAUAUAGUAAAGGACACGAUCGUUUAGCUGAAGAAAUCAUACCAGUUGUCCACAAUAAAGAAAACCUUGUAAAGCAUUUAAUGAAUGUAAUCAAACAUAGAUUGCAAUUUGAAGUAUGCAUUAGUAAUUUAGACUUUCAUGAUAAAAUUGUACACUUUAGUCCAGAAAUCGUUUCUUGGCUUAAUAGUCMGGUGACCAUUGAUGUUGAAAAGUCAUUAUUAAGAGAAACUUUAGAAUUAGUACAAACUGUAAUAACUUUAUUACCAGAAAACGAUAGUCAACAUGAAUUUGUUACCAGUCUAAUGGAUAGUUUGAUAUCCUUAAUUAAUAGUUGACAGCAAAACAUAUACAUGUAAAUAUUGUAAAUGUUAUAUUUCAAAGUUUACCAAUGAAUAUUUAAUAAUACAAUAAAUAAUA
Molecule: messenger RNA, 1876 nt
Organism: Diuraphis noxia (Russian wheat aphid)
Lineage: Eukaryota; Metazoa; Arthropoda; Insecta; Hemiptera; Aphididae
Gene: Rab3-GAP
Product: Rab3 GTPase activating protein
Biological process (GO): regulation of GTPase activity
Source: RefSeq, a predicted model, not a curated record